AUGAACAUCACGGACGUGUUCGAUGCAAUCUCGGGCUACGAAGAACAGCUGGUUGCUCAAGGUGAGGCUAUUGGCAUGGAGCAUGGACGUGAGCAGGGUAUUCUGGAAGGCCACGAGCUGGGGAUAAUGAAGGGCGCGGAAAUUGGCAGUGAGCUGGGUUUCUAUCAGGGGUGCUACUUGAUAUGGAAUCACAUGCUGCAGAAUGAGGAGCUCAAGAACAAAAUACCACUUCGCGCGGCCAAAUCAAUAGCGUCAUUUGGAAUGUUGUUAGAAAAUUUUGAGCUUAAGAAUCUAGUGGACGAGGAUAUUGUGCAGGACCUGCUUCGAAUUCGUGCGAAAUUCAAGGUGAUUACUGCAAUCACAGGCUUACGAGAGACUUUGGUCAACCGUUACUCGCAAUAG
Messenger RNA from Plasmopara halstedii, 402 nucleotides. RefSeq lists its product as uncharacterized. The transcript is spliced from 6 exons. NCBI's taxonomy places the organism in Eukaryota, Oomycota, Peronosporomycetes, Peronosporales, Peronosporaceae. Bases 1 to 402 code for a protein of 133 amino acids. The record is from RefSeq and is a predicted model, not a curated record.